UUUGGUUUGAAUUGUUAAGUUCAUCAGUGAAGUUUUUUAUUGAAAAUUAUUUUGUGAUGUCAUAAAAACCUUUUCUUGGGAUUAGAUAUUAAUUAUUAGGUUUUUAUAUUGCUUCGAUCUGGCAUUUGAAUAUUUAAAAAUAUUCAGUUGUAAAAUUAAAAGCGAGAAGACAAGUAAUACGUUUAUGGUAAUCAUAAAAUAUUUCAAUUUUAAUGCAUCAUACUAAAAUUAUAAAAAAUUGUAACAAAACAUGUGAGAUUGGUGUUUGAAAAGAAACAGCAGAUAAUUGAAGUUAAUUAAGUGUUUGCAAAAUAAAUGAAGUGAAAUCAUUGAUAAAGGAAUUAUUAUUAAAAGUAUACAAACAUUUCUCGACAUGAUCAACUGAAUUGUGAUAAAAUAGCAGUAUUUAAAAAAUUUAUGACAUCAUAAGAAGACAAUCUUGAAAAAUACGAUGAACAAGUUGAAAGCUGUAGCACGUUCCGUAAGCUUCUCAACAAAGUCUUCAACAACAAAUAAAUAUAACCGAACAGAAAAAGAUAAACUCGAACCAGUAGUCGGAUUUCAACUUACGCUUCAUGAUGCUGCAAACGACAAUACACAAGUUCCACAACUUGAUGUACAUUUGAUUGGAGCGCGACACUUGCCAUCAAACUUCGGCUUAAAAACUGUUGAAGGCUACAUUGUUAAGGUGAAACUUUUUCCUGGAUCAACAAAGUUCGAUUCUUCUAUACAGACUUCGUCAUGGCCGAGAUUUAACGAAAAUUUCAGUUUUCCAAUGGCCCCAAUGCACAAAUCAUCUUUGAAGUCAAAGCAACGUGAAUACAACCGCGAUGUGAAUGGAAAUAUUUCUUUACCAGAAAAAUUGUUCAAAGGGACGUUCGUCGUAUUUACUGUCAUUGCUUUAUUGGAAUUACCGUCUGGCUCAUACACAGGAAUUAAGGGAACUUAUAAAUCUUUAAAACGACAAGGAAGUUUAAUAAUCAGAGAUCGAGCCCCAAAACUUAUCUCUUCAUUUACUUUGAAUCCAACAAAAGAGUCGACAGACAAGAACAAAAAUCAUUCAAAAUUAACACAAAGUGAGACGCAAAGAAACAUUGGAUCUGUGACAUUCUUUCUUGAUGCUAAACUGUUUGAAGAAAAUUCAAGAAAUAAAUCGUAUUCAACAACUGAAAUGUGGAUGCCGAUUCGUGAUAUAACAGUAGCUCCAAAUGCCAAAUUAUCGGUGAAUUCAAGUCCCAAAGGCCAAGUUGAAAUGAUUCUAGAGCUAUGCGAUCAUUCAUUAGAAUCAACGACUGAGUUUGAAACAAAUGAUGAACCAUCACGAUACAAUAAAAGUCUUAACCCAUUUGAAUGCGAUGAUGAGGCGUCAACGUCAAGAUCCCGUUUCAGUCUCACGGAUGUCAAAUUUCCAAAUAUGAAAAGACUGAUGAAGAGCAAACGUGAAAAGCAAACAAAUGGGUUGUGCCUUAAAAUCACCACGUCAAAAAUGCGAUGUUCAAUUAAAGUUAAAGAAGAAUUCGAGAAUGAUGCAACUCAAAUCUAUGUUAAGACAACCGUUUUUGAGCAUGAUAUCUUGUCAGGAUAUUGGCGAAGCAACACAUUUUCCCCAACACUCUCAAUAAGAUGGGAUCAAAUAGAAUCAACAGUUACGAUACCUUUAACGAAUGAAGAAGGAAUCGAACAUGUCUCCAUCAAGACAACAAUUGCAACAAAGACGAAAAUGGGAAAGAAAAUUGUUCUUGGAACUAUUUACAUUAGACCUGACCUCGAUAAUUGUAAUGAGCAAUGGACGACAAUGCUGACAUCCCGCAAUACGCCAAUCCCUAUGUGGUAUAGUUUCGAAUGAAUAAAAUCACAAAAUCUAACAAGUUAAUCAAAAAUGUUUUUCUUUUUCCUGUUCGAAUAAAUUUAAAAAUCAACACUAAACUUAUGUGAUGUUUUAUUACGUGUCACAAAACUUGCUGAGGCCCCAA
Clunio marinus is the source of this 1973-nucleotide messenger RNA. NCBI's taxonomy places the organism in Eukaryota, Metazoa, Arthropoda, Insecta, Diptera, Chironomidae. The record is from the annotation of a GenBank genome assembly.